Messenger RNA from Ambispora leptoticha, 420 nucleotides. The record is from the annotation of a GenBank genome assembly. Lineage: Eukaryota; Fungi; Glomeromycota; Glomeromycetes; Archaeosporales; Ambisporaceae.
AUGCCUACGUCGAUUUCUUCGGCUUCUCAAGGAAAUUUGGAACCAUACCCUAGACAAUAUUUACUUGAUUCAACAGUUCCAGCUCAAUCAAAUACAUUUUAUACACCAGUAAUAGUAAUGACUAGCGAAAAUUUGGAACCAUGCCUUAGACAUGAUCCUAUUAAUUCAGCGGCGCCAACAUCAGCUCAACUAGAUAUACAUGCGGACUCGUUAGUUCAAUUGAAUACAUUGGAUUCCGAAUACUCGACAUACACUAGACAAGAUUUUAUUAAUUCAACGGCACCAAUGUCAGUUCAGUUAAAUACAUCCGAAUUAGCAUUGGAUCUUAUUAAUUCAACGGUCCCAACUUCAGCUCAAUGGGCAUACCUGAUACAUCCCGAAUUAGCAUUAGAUUCCGAAUGCUUGACAGUAUCUUAUUAA